GUUUGGUACUGUGUCUGCAUCAAAUAACUCAUCAAAUAGCUCAGAGGAACUGAAGAGGAAAGCCAGAGCAGAGAGGUUUGGACUUCCUGUGACUGCGGAUGAAGAUGCAAAGAAAAAAGCUCGACUUGACAGAUUCUCAUCAACUUCAAAAACAGAUGUGGUGGAAGAAGAGAAAAGAAAAGCAAGGGAUAUCAGGUUUUCACAGUCUUCAUCAAAUUCUCUGUCAAUUAAUGGCAAAGGAAAUGUUGAACCAAAGGCAGUUAUUGCAGGCAAGGCUGGUGGAGAUUCCUGAAGAGAAAUAGUCUCCUUAAGUGUUAGGUGUAGUCUUCUAACUUGUAAUUCCCUCAGUGGCUUCCAUUCCCAUUUUUAUUUUCGAACAUGAAUUUCCAGAUGUGGCAUUCUUCAUUCUCAGUCUCUACAGGGCAUAGACAAUGUUUUCUUGGUAUGAAGAGCACUUCUUCAGUUUUUUCUAGAUAUACCUUCUUGUAUCAGUUUAUCUUCUGAGGGCUGAAGUAAUCAACAACUACCUUUUUUUGUUUACUUAUCUUAAAAUCUACUAGGUAUGCUUGAAUUCUGGGUGUAGAAACUAGGGUGCUGAUAAUUAUUUGAUUUAUAUAUUUAGCCCUGUGAUUUGCAGAAAGUUCCUAAUGUUUGCUGAUUCUCAUUUAACAGCACGCUCAUGAUCCAUCAGAAAACAGCAGUGUUUAAGUAGUUAUGGCGAUAUAUGUUUUAAGAACUUGAGAUUUCAAAAUAUGUUAUUUUGCUUCAUUAGGAAGUUGGGGAUGAUUCGUAUAACUUUCAAAUUGAAUUGCAGAAUGGCUAAUUAAGAAUGUAAUUUACUAGGGAAUGGAUCUUAUUCUAGUUGAUGUAAGCAUAUGUCCAUGGUCAUUUUUGCUUUUGUGGUUGUAGCUGUAGAAGUUAUAAAGUUAACUGCCAUCUUAGAAGCCUAGACUUGCAGCUAAUGAAUAUUUUAUGAGGAACGCAGUCAUUAUAUGUAUAAAGCUUGCAUGUCUUUUUAGUUUGUUUUUACUCUUAAGUCAAUUCUUUACUUAAGCUUUUUAUAAUUAAUUUAAGCCUUUUCUUUUCUUUUCUUUUCUUUUCUUUUUUUAAAGUUUUCCCUAUCAUGUCAUACCAUUUCACUGCAUGAGAAAAUAUUUUACAACUAAUAUUUAAUUGGAUGACAUUAACUCUACUAGGUGGUCCAUAUUCAUAGGAACUUAGAAGGAUUAUAUUAGAAUGGAAUAGAAACAUUAUGGUGGGAUAGAAAUAAGUGCAUGUGUUACCUAAUGCUGCUGUUUGAAGUUUGAUCAUGAUAUGUGUGUUUGGAAAUGGAAUGCUCAACAUGGUUUGAAUGUAAUUGAAAGGUAAAGCCAUCAGUGAACUUCAGCGGUAUGUACUUAUUAUCAGAUUGAUAAGUGGGGUUCAAAUUAGAAGAUGUGUGAUUUAUUGCUUCAGAAUAUCUGAUAUUCCUAGCUGUGCUAUUUUAAGAAUAGUAAACACUGCAAAGGUGUUGUUGAUUACUUUCUGGCCUCACAGUAGAUCGUUCGAGCUGCAAGAUAGGGUUUUGGGAAUGAAGGAUAUUUUUGAUU
Jatropha curcas is the source of this 1589-nucleotide messenger RNA. The record is from RefSeq and is a predicted model, not a curated record. NCBI's taxonomy places the organism in Eukaryota, Viridiplantae, Streptophyta, Magnoliopsida, Malpighiales, Euphorbiaceae.